Jatropha curcas is the source of this 2831-nucleotide messenger RNA. RefSeq names its product myb domain protein 4 (gene MYB4). Lineage: Eukaryota; Viridiplantae; Streptophyta; Magnoliopsida; Malpighiales; Euphorbiaceae. The record is from RefSeq and is a predicted model, not a curated record.
UGUAUAUAAGAUUAUCUGUUCAAUAUUUUGUUGAAUUAAUUUCUGAAAGUAAUAUGGAUAAGCUUAGGUGGGCUGGGGCUCUGUGGAAAAAUGGGAGAGCGAGAGAGGAAAAAAAGAAGGGAAAAAAAAAAGUCUUUUCUGUAGGAAUAAAAUCAUAAAAAAGUUUCAACAUCAAAGUGAGGCCAGAGUUGGACUAGGUGCUGGGACAGUCAGAAAGGGUGAAAAAGUAGGUGAAAAUACACACACAUAAUUGCACAACUUGAUAUCUAUCCCUUGACAGCAACUUCUAUGCCCAUGAUCCUUAACCCUUACCAUCCACUUGAAUUUCAUGAUGAGAGAGAGAGAGAGAGAGAGAGAGAGAGAUAAAUGGUGGUGGUGGGUAACAAAUAAUCUUGGCAAGUUGGAGGGAGAGAAAACAAGAAAAAGGUGAAUAAACCUUCCCAUCCCUAACCCUACACUCUGUAAUGUUGCCUAAACUUGCACCACAAGGUUGGGGUUAAAAAAAAACUAAAAAAGGAAAAGUGGAAGGUGAAGGAAGCCCACAUACAACCAGAACCACACUCAUAUUUCUCUCUCUUUUUAUUAUUUUAUCUUUUUUGGUUUCACUAUUUUCCCUCUUUUUCUUUCAUCAUCUUUUCUUGAACCCAACCUCUUCCCAACUCUUCUAGAAGGAAAAAUACCCUUUUGUUUCUUUUCUUUUCCUCUCUCUCUCUCUCUCUCUCUCUCUCUCUCAUGCAUGAUAGUGUAGUGUACCAAUAGAAUAAAGAACCACAACUACCUCUAUACAUGGGCACAAGAAUAACACUAGAAUAGCCAAACCACUUGAGCUUAUUUUUUCCCAAAUGCCCACCACAACUAACUUACUUAAACAACAUCAAAUUAAUCAACCCAAAACUUUUAUCUCUAUACCCAAUAUCAAGUAGUCUAAAUUUGUUUCAAUACUUAUUAACUAUCUAGAAACAAUGUUAAUUUGGGAAUGGAAAUUUAAUUAAGUUGAGAAAAUCUCACCGCCAUAUAUUAAACUAAACUUAAUUCGUAAAAAUUCUAGAUGCGACACACACACAUGAAUGGAUGGUAACUUGCUAAUCAAGAAUUUCAUUAGAUAAAGCAUAAUAUAGGCAGUCUAGUUGUAUGAGGAGCUAUAGAAGCAAGAGUGUUAGGUCACAUAAAAGAUAUAUAAUAUAAUACAUGAAGGUGGACCUUAAUUUUUAACAGAGCCCACCCUAAUUGUUGUUAGUUCCAACAUAGUAUAUAAUAUACAAGCUCAAUAUGAAUUCUGGUAUAUGCUGUCUGGUGAUGAGUUGGAGAAGAUUUUGAGAGAUAACUAAAAUGAAAAUCAGUAAAUAAAUAAAUAAUUUAUAAUAAAAAAUAAAUAAAAGAAAGGGGCAAAUAUGUACAACAAGUCUUGCCUAUACUUUAAUAUACCUUACUUUACACCUACCUGAAGGUUACCUAUAGUUAAUGUCCUUUUAACUUAUUAUAUGAUUGAUGCUAAUAUCAUCAAGAGAGAGGCCACCAGCCACUACUCUCAAACCUGUCUCACCAACUCACAUCUAGAAGCAUAAUAGCUAAGAACCUCCCUCUCUCUCUCUCUCUCUUCUCUCUCUCUCUCUAAAAGAGUCAAAAGCCUAUAUAAAACCCCAUUUCAAUUCCUCUCAAGGGCCGGUCUUAAUGUUGCAGCAAACUCCAAAAACAAAAAAUCCUCCACUUUUACCCUAACAAUCACUAAUUAAACCACAUCAAAAGAAAAACCCAUUUGCCUUGUCUAUAGUUUGAUUGAUUGGUAUAAUAAUAAUAACAAUAGUAAUAGCCUAUUACUCGAAAAAUGGGAAGGUCUCCUUGCUGUGAAAAAGCUCAUACAAACAAAGGUGCAUGGACUAAAGAAGAAGAUGAUCGCCUUAUUGCUUAUAUUAGAGCUCAUGGUGAAGGCUGCUGGCGUUCUCUUCCUAAAGCUGCUGGACUUCUUCGUUGCGGUAAAAGUUGCAGACUUCGUUGGAUUAAUUACUUAAGACCUGACCUUAAACGUGGUAAUUUCACUGAUGAAGAAGAUGAACUCAUUAUCAAACUCCAUAGCCUCCUUGGCAACAAAUGGUCUCUUAUUGCUGGACGAUUACCGGGACGAACAGAUAAUGAGAUAAAGAAUUAUUGGAAUACACAUAUAAGACGUAAGCUUUUAAACAGAGGAAUAGAUCCUGCAACUCACCGGCCAUUAAACGAGCCGGCGCAAGAAACAGUAGUUACAACCAACUCUAAAUCAGCAACAGCUACAACAAUAUCUUUUUCUAGCGUUAAACAAGAAAAAGUUGAUAGUAAUACCAAAACUACUAAUGUGAAUGCUAUUGUUUGUAAAGAAGAAGAAAACCCAAUUCAAGAAAAGUGCCCAGACUUGAAUCUUGAUCUUAAAAUCAGUCUACCUUAUCAAAACCAAGCACCUGAACAGCCAUUGAAGACUGGCGAUGGAGGUCUUUGUUUUGCUUGCAGGUUGGGGUUACAAAACAGUAAAGAUUGCAGUUGCCAUAUGGGUUUGGCUUCUAAUAUUGGUAGCAGUACUAGUGGAAGUAACAACUCUGGUUAUGAUUUCAUGGGCAUGAAAAGUGGUGUUUUGGAUUAUAGAAGCUUGGAAAUGAAAUAAGAAAAGAAAUAUUUUCUUGAUCUAGUGUUUGUAGCAGGAAAAAGAAAACCAGAAAGGGAUUGUUAUUAGAUUCAAAUUAAUCUCCCUAAUUUUUCCCUUCUUUUUUCUAUUUUUUUUUUUCUAGCUUGUAUGAUUAUUAGUUCGUUAAUAGAUAUAAAUACAGUAUAUACUGCUAAAACAAAUGAUUAUAAUUUUGAUA